UUCAUGACCUGAUUUCUGUCAGUAGCGCGUCUCAUUCUUAUGGAGGACAACACGCUUAAGAUCCUGCAAAAAGCACAUGACGAGUUUAACAGUAAGAAUUAUGAACGAGCGGAGGAAUUGUACACACAAUUCAUCGAGUCCAGCACCAAAUCCAGAGAUUGUAAUGCUCAUGAUUUGGCUGUUGCCUAUAAUAAUCGAGGACAGGUGAAGUAUCUGAGGGUGGAUUUCUAUGAAGCCAUGGAUGACUAUACCUGUGCCAUACAGAUCAACAGCCAGUUUGAAGUGCCACUUUAUAACAGAGGAUUGAUACGUUACAGAUUAGAACAUGCUUUCUGCCGCUCUAUUGUGUUCCACAGAGGGGUGCUGUUUGAUAUCGUGAUGUUUUUUUCUCCUAAGGCUUUUUCAUGGAAGCUGAAAUUGACUUUCGGAGAGUCCUGGAACUGAAUCCUGAUUUUAAAGAUGCUAAAGAAAGUUUGAAGCAGACACUCCUGGACAGUGAAGAAAAACUGAAGAGAGGCUACUGAGGAGUCAUUGAAUUUUACAUUUUUAAUGUAAAAUUGAACUGUUGAUUCAACAAUAAGUGUUAUUGUCAUGGACAAUUUAAAAGCAUAUGAUUUUAAAUAACAUUCAACAUGUAAUGUUUCUAUAUUAUGUAGACUGAUGUUAAUUUUUUUUUUUUAAACAAAAUCUGCUAAUAGUCCUUCAAACUUUGUCAGGAUCUGAAUAAAAUGCAUGACAGUGUGCCUUUCAGAAUUUCUCAAUCACAGUGGUGCAAUAAUUAUGUAUAUAUUUUUUGAAUAAAGACAUUCUUUAAAA
This is a messenger RNA of Labeo rohita (rohu), 816 nucleotides long. RefSeq names its product tetratricopeptide repeat domain 32 (gene ttc32). The record is from RefSeq and is a predicted model, not a curated record. Gene Ontology annotation, molecular function: protein binding. Bases 40 to 444 code for a protein of 134 amino acids. NCBI's taxonomy places the organism in Eukaryota, Metazoa, Chordata, Actinopteri, Cypriniformes, Cyprinidae. The transcript is spliced from 3 exons.